Molecule: messenger RNA, 294 nt
Organism: Dibothriocephalus latus
Lineage: Eukaryota; Metazoa; Platyhelminthes; Cestoda; Diphyllobothriidea; Diphyllobothriidae
Source: the annotation of a GenBank genome assembly
AUGGAACCGCACCGAAUUUCGAGAGGUCAGGCCAUUAAAAUUCUUGUCCCAUCAAUUAUAUCUGCGUCACUUCUCAAGCACUUCCUAGGACUCGCAUUUUCGCGCUUCUGUUGGCAGUACUUGUUGUCCUCGUACAUGCUCUUUGACCGGGACAAGAAUUGGGAAAACUUGACCGAUAAUCAGUUCCGGCCGUACCUGGGCAAAAUCUCGGGAGGUCUGAUGACGCAGUUCGGUGAACUGCCUGCGCAGGGCAACCACUUCGCGCCAAAGCGCCAGCAGCCGAUUGUGCUCUGA